Triticum dicoccoides is the source of this 1082-nucleotide messenger RNA. Its product is annotated as protein synthesis inhibitor II-like. Bases 27 to 875 code for a protein of 282 amino acids. Gene Ontology annotation, molecular function: rRNA N-glycosylase activity. Gene Ontology annotation, biological process: negative regulation of translation. NCBI's taxonomy places the organism in Eukaryota, Viridiplantae, Streptophyta, Magnoliopsida, Poales, Poaceae. The record is from RefSeq and is a predicted model, not a curated record. The transcript has a single exon.
CAUUACUUUGUCCAUCUCAUCGAACCAUGGCCACCAACCCACGCUUCGUGGCGUCAUUCGACGUGGAGAGCAGCGACAAGUACACCAGCUUCAUCGCCGGCAUCCGCAGCAGGCUGGCCAACACGAAGCACUACUCCCACAACGUCCCCGUGCUGCCGCCGGCGGACCCGCCCGGCACCCCGCCGCGCCGGUGGUUCCACGUGGUGCUCAGGACGCGGACCAGCACGCUCACGCUCGCCAUCCGGGCCGACAACCUCUACCUGGAGGGCUUCCGGAGCAGCAACGGCGCGUGGUGGGAGCUCACCCCCCGCAUCAUCGCGGGCGCCACCCACCUGGGCUUCGGCGGCACCUACCGCGACCUCCUCGGCGACACGGACAAGCUGGCCGGCGUCGCGCUCGGCCCGCAGCAGAUGGCCGAGGCCGUGAACGCGCUCGCCGGGCGCACCGCGGCCGACGCCGGCUCGGGCGCCAAGCAGCAGCAGGCGAGGGAGGCCGUGGUGGCGCUGCUGCUCAUGGUGAACGAGGCCGCGCGGUUCCAGACCGUCUCGGGGUUCGUGGCCGGCCUGAUGCACCCGAGGGCGGCGAAGAACAAAGGGGCCAUCACCGGGGAGAUGAAGGCGCAGGUGAACGGGUGGCAGGACCUCUCCGCGGCGCUGCUCAAGACGGAUAAAUAUGAAGAAGAGAAGCCUAAUAAACAAGACAAGAAGAAGCCGGAGAAAAAGGGCCCGGAAACGUUCCCGGCGUUUGACAAGAUGGGGGUGAAGACGGCGGACCAGGCCGCCGCCACGCUGGGGAUCCUGCUGUUCGUCGCCGUGGAGGGCGGGAUGGCCAGGGACAAGGCGCUGCAGCUGUUUCGUGGGACUCCAAAUUACUAGUAGCUUGGUGUGUACGUGGAUUGAUUGAUGCUUCAGGCCGCAGAAACCCUACUAGCGAUUAGCCGAUUAUACUUUAAGUUUUUUUAACACAAACACAAACGCUUACAUACACGCGCACAUAUUCACCCAUAUGAACGAACACACGCAUAUUCUACCUCUAUAAGCAUGUUUCAAAGACUAAGCCGGCAUACUUUAUAUCAUUUACUA